Stomoxys calcitrans (stable fly) is the source of this 1143-nucleotide messenger RNA. RefSeq lists its product as uncharacterized. The record is from RefSeq and is a predicted model, not a curated record. The transcript is spliced from 3 exons. NCBI's taxonomy places the organism in Eukaryota, Metazoa, Arthropoda, Insecta, Diptera, Muscidae. Bases 334 to 1143 code for a protein of 269 amino acids. Gene Ontology annotation, molecular function: transmembrane monodehydroascorbate reductase activity.
UCUAAAACUGUAUUAUAAUUACCUUAGAUGAAGCCAUGUAUGUCUCUUUAGAUAUUCCAAACAAAGUGAAGUGAAGAUAAGUGAACCUUCUCCGAAUAGUAGUCAGGCAGACGGACGGCCAAAUAUGUAUGUGGUACAUAUUGAAAUUAAUCAGGUAAAAGAUAGCGCGGGAUGAGAAACUCUCCUUGUCAGUGCUGAAAAAAAGAAAAGCUACUCCAACGCUAAGGUGCUAUGCUAUCCAUAAAGUUUGCUACCUAGCUCUCUCCCAAGAUCAAAGAUAAGAGGUGGUAAUGUCAACUGCUACUGAGACAGAAUAUCGAAAUCAAUCAAUUGAUGAUUAGUUGGAGAAAUAUUUUCAAAGGCAUUAGAUCAACCUCAAGUACUCUCAUCAAUCAAAAUAUGCGUCAAACGGGAAAAAUUGUAAUAAACAAAGUGGAGAAAACAAAAAGCCCUAAAAAAUCCAAUCCACUAUCUCCAACAACAUGUCAAAUAAUAGAAUUCGGUUUGGUUAGCCUGAAUCGUUUACUGAUCGGUUUUGUUACCAUCUACAUGUGCUGGAUGUGCCUGCGUGUAGAGUUGCAAGAAAUUCCAUUUCAUGCGAUCCUAUGUACCGUUGGGUUCGUCUGCUUAAUGUCAGAAGGUUUGAUGGCCCAUUAUCGGGGCAAUGCUUGGACUAAACUUUGUAAUCGCAUAGAGAAAACCCGAACGCAUUGGUUGUUGCAGCUUAUCGGCUCCAUAGUUGGUCUAGUGGGCGUAGGAAUAAAAAUUUGCAUUGAAGAUAUACAUUUCCAUACAUUACAUGGAAUUGUGGGUCUAGUUACAACCAUUCUCUUACUCUUGGGCUUGGUGAGUGGUCUCAGUGCCCUAUAUGCUAAUGAAAUGCGAAACUUUAUGCAACCAUUGUUCAACAAAACCCUGCAUAAUAUGUGGGGCUUGAUGACCUAUACUCUGGUUAUGGCCAGCAUGUAUACAGCUUAUGAUACGGAUAUAUUUGUGGAAUAUUCCUUGGAUGCGGCUACAUAUAAUGAUUUCAAAUGGCUGAUACAAAUAUCCAUAGUGGGUAUAUGGGCAUUAACAAGUUAUGGGCCGCUAUGGUGUUUGGUGUAUACAAAAAUAUGGAAUACCAACUUCCGUUGCCAGUAG